AUGCUACAUCGUCCAUACGGAAACACGAUAAGGUUGCUAGCGCAACCCCGAAGAAUAUAUCCAAGAGCUCUCGAAAGGAGCCAAUGUAGGAACUUUGUGUCCAUCGGUGGGCCAGUAGCGGACUUAUUUACAACAGUUCAUGAAGUAUCAGGUAUACCGUGGGUGGUUCUAGUCCCCUUAACAACCUUAACUCUGAGAAGUGUAUUUACACUACCCCUGAGUGUAGUACAGAGGAAGAGAAUUAUAAAACAACAAGAGCUGAGAAAGGUAGUUCAGAGUGCAACUCCGAUUGUAAAGCUGCGACUUGCCCACGCCGUGCAGACAGCUAACAAUGGCGAAGUGCCUGGUACUAAAAGUUCAACGGGGGAAGAGGCUGCCGCUGCGAUGGUAGAAAACAGUAAACUGAGCAAUAUUACCCCGGAACAGAUAACACUGCUCGCUGUAAGGGAGACCAGGAAACGUCAGAAGAAACUGUUUAAAAGAUAUGGCAUACAAAUGUGGAAGAACGCUAUAUUACCAUUUGUUCAAAUCCCUUUGUGGGUCUCUGUGUCUCUGGGUAUAAGGAAUCUUACGGAACUUCAAGUGGAGAGGGCCACCAAACAGUGGUUCGAUCAAUUCUCGUGGCAUGAUAUAGAUCUAACUGGCCCAUUGUUAGACUACCCUGUGGCUAUUCCCAUGAUCUUAGGGUCAUUGGCGUUAUUGAAUAUUGAAUAUAAUGGUAAGAUGAUAUCCAGGAAGUCUACAGAUUCGGUUGGCAUAAAGGCAUUCGACGAUCAUUAUUCGAGGACAAAUCAAAUUUUCAAGAGCAUUUUGAAUGUUUCGCGUAUUGGUUGCAUAUUUAUGAUGGGUGUUUCUUCACAAGCCCCAGUACUGUUGUCUCUAUACUGGAUUAGUUCCCAAGCGUUUUCUUUGCUCCAAAACAUGGUUUUGGAUUCCUUUUGGCCCUACAAGAGAUAG
Molecule: messenger RNA, 957 nt
Organism: Huiozyma naganishii CBS 8797
Lineage: Eukaryota; Fungi; Ascomycota; Saccharomycetes; Saccharomycetales; Saccharomycetaceae
Gene: COX18
Product: membrane insertase COX18
Exons: 1
Coding region: 1-957 (318 amino acids)
Biological process (GO): protein insertion into mitochondrial inner membrane from matrix; mitochondrial respiratory chain complex IV assembly
Cellular component (GO): mitochondrial inner membrane
Molecular function (GO): membrane insertase activity
Source: RefSeq, a predicted model, not a curated record